Molecule: messenger RNA, 1734 nt
Organism: Sciurus carolinensis (gray squirrel)
Lineage: Eukaryota; Metazoa; Chordata; Mammalia; Rodentia; Sciuridae
Gene: Igf2bp1
Product: insulin like growth factor 2 mRNA binding protein 1
Exons: 15
Coding region: 1-1734 (577 amino acids)
Biological process (GO): regulation of gene expression; nervous system development
Cellular component (GO): cytosol; cytoplasm; nucleus
Molecular function (GO): mRNA 3'-UTR binding
Source: RefSeq, a predicted model, not a curated record
AUGAACAAGCUUUACAUCGGGAACCUCAACGAGAGCGUGACCCCCGCGGACUUGGAGAAAGUAUUUGCGGAGCACAAGAUCUCCUACAGCGGCCAGUUCUUGGUCAAAUCCGGCUACGCCUUCGUGGACUGCCCCGACGAGCACUGGGCGAUGAAGGCCAUCGAAACUUUCUCGGGGAAAGUAGAACUGCAAGGAAAACGCCUGGAGAUUGAACACUCGGUUCCCAAAAAACAAAGGAGUCGAAAAAUCCAGAUCCGAAACAUUCCACCUCAGCUCCGAUGGGAAGUGCUGGACAGCCUGCUGGCUCAGUAUGGUACAGUAGAGAACUGUGAGCAAGUGAACACCGAGAGUGAGACGGCAGUGGUGAAUGUCACCUAUUCUAACCGGGAGCAAACCAGGCAAGCCAUCAUGAAGCUGAACGGCCACCAGCUGGAGAACCAUGCCCUGAAAGUCUCUUACAUUCCUGAUGAGCAGAUAGCUCAGGGUCCUGAGAAUGGGCGCCGUGGAGGCUUUGGCUCUCGGGGUCAGCCCCGCCAGGGCUCACCUGUGGCAACAGGGGCCCCAGCCAAGCAGCAGCAGGUGGACAUCCCCCUUCGGCUCCUGGUGCCCACUCAGUAUGUGGGCGCCAUCAUCGGCAAGGAGGGUGCCACAAUCCGUAACAUCACAAAACAAACCCAGUCCAAGAUAGAUGUACACAGGAAGGAAAAUGCAGGUGCCGCCGAAAAGGCCAUCAGCGUCCACUCGACCCCUGAGGGCUGCUCCUCUGCCUGUAAGAUGAUUCUGGAGAUUAUGCAUAAGGAGGCAAAGGACACCAAAACGGCUGAUGAAGUCCCCCUAAAGAUCUUGGCCCAUAAUAACUUCGUGGGACGUCUCAUUGGCAAGGAAGGGCGGAACCUGAAGAAAGUGGAGCAGGACACAGAGACGAAAAUCACCAUCUCCUCGUUGCAGGACCUCACCCUCUACAACCCGGAGCGGACCAUCACCGUCAAGGGGGCCAUUGAGAACUGCUGCAGGGCGGAGCAGGAAAUCAUGAAGAAAGUUCGGGAGGCCUACGAGAAUGAUGUGGCGGCUAUGAGCUUACAGUCUCACCUGAUCCCUGGCCUCAACCUGGCGGCUGUGGGUCUUUUCCCAGCCUCCUCCAGUGCGGUCCCGCCACCUCCCAGCAGCGUUACUGGGGCUGCUCCCUACAGCUCCUUUAUGCAGGCUCCAGAGCAGGAGAUGGUGCAGGUGUUCAUUCCCGCCCAGGCGGUGGGUGCCAUCAUCGGCAAGAAGGGGCAGCACAUCAAGCAACUCUCCAGAUUUGCCAGUGCCUCCAUCAAGAUCGCUCCACCGGAAACACCUGACUCCAAAGUUCGAAUGGUUAUCAUCACCGGACCCCCAGAGGCCCAAUUCAAGGCUCAGGGAAGGAUCUAUGGCAAACUCAAAGAGGAGAACUUCUUUGGUCCCAAGGAGGAAGUAAAGCUGGAGACUCAUAUACGGGUGCCAGCCUCGGCUGCUGGCCGAGUCAUUGGCAAAGGUGGCAAAACGGUGAAUGAACUGCAGAACUUGACAGCAGCUGAGGUGGUGGUGCCAAGAGACCAGACCCCGGAUGAGAACGACCAAGUCAUUGUUAAGAUCAUCGGGCAUUUCUAUGCUAGCCAGAUGGCUCAGCGGAAGAUUCGAGACAUCCUGGCCCAGGUUAAGCAGCAGCACCAGAAGGGACAGAGCAACCAAGCCCAAGCACGGAGGAAGUGA